AUGUACGUCGCAGACGUCAACCAACAAGUCUGGGACGGCUAUGCAGAGCGGCUGACAUUUGCGUUGAACACGGCACAUGAUCAAGUGAGAGGAGAGACGUCAUUCUUCUUAGUCCAUGGGUGGGACCCGCGGUCGACACUGGAAGCGGUUGUUUCAGUAUGGCUUUACCUGGAUCGCGUCAAGGAAGGCUACGCUCGCAAGCUCGCACACAUGUGGCAUGGACCGUUCCGCGUCACAGAGUUGAUCGGCAAUCACGCCGCUCGAGACUGCAGGCUCAAGGUAUCGGAUCUUCCCGAUUGUACAUCUGUCGAAGCUGAAGCCAGUGUGAACGUUCCCGGAUCGGCCGAAGGUUGCGUUGAAUAUCGAAGACGACGAUCGGACUUCGACGAAGAACUGCUGCCGGACGACAGCUGGGACACUCCACUGGAUGAAGACGAAUUCGAGGUGGAACGGAUCGCGGACCCGACAUGGGUGGAUGAAGCCGACCUCAAUUGCGCCGCUCUGUUGUACGAGUAUGAGCGCGGACGCACCAGCCGCAACCGCUUCAACGUGAUGCAAUCACACGAGGAAGGGGUGAACCACACACUUGGUGGAUAG
Phytophthora megakarya is the source of this 597-nucleotide messenger RNA. The record is from the annotation of a GenBank genome assembly. Lineage: Eukaryota; Oomycota; Peronosporomycetes; Peronosporales; Peronosporaceae.